Molecule: messenger RNA, 647 nt
Organism: Cornus florida
Lineage: Eukaryota; Viridiplantae; Streptophyta; Magnoliopsida; Cornales; Cornaceae
Product: B-box domain protein 30
Exons: 1
Coding region: 64-453 (129 amino acids)
Molecular function (GO): zinc ion binding
Source: RefSeq, a predicted model, not a curated record
AUCUAUAUAAAUGGCCAAGCCCAUUCCAACUUCUUAGACAUUUCCAUUUCAUUGCUUCUAAGAAUGUGCAAAGGAGGAGGAGGAGAAGAGGGAAGCCAAAGAGACUUUGGCCAGUCUAUGAUCAAGAAAGAGGUUGAUUCAGCUGAUGGCACAGAAGGUCCAGUGUCUUGUGAGCUCUGCAGUUCUGAGGCCUCAUUGUACUGCCAAGCCGAUGACGCGUUUUUGUGCAGAAAAUGUGACAGAUGGGUGCAUGGAGCUAAUUUCUUGGCACAAAGGCACAUUAGAUGCCUCCUUUGCACCACAUGCCAUAGCCUCACGCGGCGAUAUCUCAUCGGAGCUUCACUUGAGGUGGUGCUUCCCACCAUUCUGAGUUUGACACAGAGAAGCCAGUGUAAUUCAGAUGGGAAAACUAUGUGCCCAAGAACACUGAAAAUGCCUUUUUUGUUUCUUUGAAUGUUUUGUGAUCUUAGUAAGUCUCUUAUUAUGUCAUGUUAUUCUAAUUUUAGGGUUUGUAGUCCAAUUGAUACACAGAUUGUUAUCAUAAAUUGAGGUUAUUUAGGAAAAAGGUGGUCAUUUUCUAAGAGUUUGGGAAAUUCAUGAGAAAUCAAAAGAGAGGAAUGAAAAGUAAUGUUAUUUCUUUGGGAUUA